CGAAUCAUUUAAAAUAUUUAAAUUACAAAAUUAAACUUAACUCAAGUUUUGAAGCUAAUCCACCUCUCAAGUCUCAUGGUUUUUAGCUGCAUUUUCAGCCUAGAAAAAAAAUUUUAAAUUACAUCUUCAAAAACCUCAGCGGGACAUAAAUCUCAUCAAAUGAAAUUCCCCCAAAACAAAGAAUCCAUUUUGUAAUCUCUUCAAAUGAUUUUUGUAAGAAGCAAUCCAUGCCCAGCACCACAGGAAGAUGCUUGGAUUACUUCUUACCAAAGGCUAGUUCCUCACUGGCACUCUGUUUCUCUUUCUCAUCAGCAUUCCACUAUAUCGAUAUCAGUAUCUAGAGUUAAUCAAUUUGAUGCUGCUAGAUUGGAUAUUGAGAUGUCAGCCAUGUUAAAAGAACAGCUGGUUAAAGUUUUCUCUUUGAUGAAGCCAGGAAUGUUAUUUCAAUACCAACCAGAACUCAAUGCAUUCCUCGAGUUUCUCAUUUGGCGGUUUUCAAUUUGGGUAGAUAAGCCAACUCCAGGAAUUGCAUUUAUGAAUCUGAGGUAUAGAGAUGAACGUGCCGUGGCAUUAAGAGGAAAAGUAAGAACAGGUUUGGAAGGACCUGGGCUAACUUUUGCUCAAAAGAUGUGGUAUUGUGUUGCUGCAGUGGGUGGUCAGUACAUCUGGGCUCGUUUACAGUCAUUCUCUGCUUUUUGCAGAUGGGGUGAUUCUGAGGAGGUUCUGGUUUCUUCUUUGUGCUCUUCCCCUAGGAAGAGUUUGGACUCUGUUUAAACUCAAUACUGUUUUCUCCUUUCUUCUUCAGAGGCCAUUGGCACGGCGAGCUUGGGGUUUGAUGCAACGUUAGGGGCUUUAAAAGGCUGCAUCUUUUGGCAACCUACUCAUAUUUCUUUAUACUGGAAGGUAUAGAAACCUUAUUGAAAGAUCAUUACAAGGGAGGCUUGUCUAUGAAAGUCCUAAUAUGAAUCGAGCUGAGAUGUUGUUGCUGCUUCUCCCUCUUCUUAACUGAUCAACUGUUAAAAGUUUUCUUCACCCUUUCUCAAAGGACAAAUCUUCGAGUUCUAAAGAGGAUGACUCUAUUUGUCCCAUUUGCCGGGCAAGUCCAACACUUGCUUAUCUCGCUCUCCCUUGUCAGCAUCGGUAUUGCUAUUACUGCCUUAGAACACGCUUUGCUGCGGUUCCCUCAUUCCAGUGUUCCAGAUGCGGCGAGCCUGUUGUGGCGAUGCAGCAGCAUGGCAGUGUUGUUACAUAAAACUCAGUAACUUACAUAGGAAAAUACGGAUAAGAGCGCUGUGCCGUUUAGAAACCUGUAUAACAAAAAUGGCCCAAUGUGGCAUACAAAACAUUUUAGAAAUGAAGGUUUUUUCCAGAGAAAAAAUUGUACCCAAUUCAGUUGGGGAUGGGGGGGAUGAAUGAUUCUUUGUCAACUGUGACAUUAAUAACGGAGGUUACUUUUUGCAGCUAGUGGAAAAGGGGGAGGCUUUUUUCAUGAUACAUAAUGUGUUUGAAAGCAUCGUUUUGAUGGUUAAGAAUAUCAUAUUCAAAUUGCAUUAAAAAUAAA
Gossypium arboreum is the source of this 1561-nucleotide messenger RNA. Its product is annotated as peroxisome biogenesis protein 2-like. Gene Ontology annotation, molecular function: zinc ion binding. The transcript has 7 exons. Bases 205 to 774 code for a protein of 189 amino acids. Gene Ontology annotation, biological process: protein import into peroxisome matrix. The record is from RefSeq and is a predicted model, not a curated record. Gene Ontology annotation, cellular component: peroxisomal membrane. NCBI's taxonomy places the organism in Eukaryota, Viridiplantae, Streptophyta, Magnoliopsida, Malvales, Malvaceae.